This is a messenger RNA of Echinostoma caproni, 702 nucleotides long. Lineage: Eukaryota; Metazoa; Platyhelminthes; Trematoda; Plagiorchiida; Echinostomatidae. The record is from the annotation of a GenBank genome assembly.
AUGAGCAACAUUUAUGUUAGUGAACCCGCAACUAAUGGCAAAGUGAUUCUCAAGACUACCGUUGGAGAAAUUGAAAUUGAAUUAUGGUCCAAAGAGACACCAAAAGCAUGUCGAAAUUUCGUACAACUUUGCAUGGAAGGAUACUAUGAUGAUACCGCUUUCCAUCGGCUUGUUCGUGGUUUUAUCGUCCAAGGAGGUGAUCCAACAGGUACUGGGGAAGGUGGUGAAAGCAUUUACGGCGAACCAUUCAAGCUACACGGUCGACCAUCAUCAGUGCCUGGUGCCCGUGACAACCCGAAUGGGCAAUCCAAAUAUUCACCGUAUAAGUUGAUUGAGCCAUUCGGAGAAGGCUUAAAUGAUCAUUUUCAUGUGUAUCAUGCUAUUUCACCAAUUAUUCCGGCUUGGACAACCGGUUUCAGUGCUGCUUUGCGUCAGGAGGCAGAACAGCUGCGUCGCGAAAUUAUCAAAUCCAAACGGUUGGAAGCUCACCGUCUUGAACAGAAAAAGGCCGAGGCGGAUCGCCUGGCUCGUGAAGCGCAGGAGAAACAAGAUGCGGAGGACGCGGCUCUUGCACGACUAGAGUCACUUGAGAGCAACGAUGGGACCACAGAUAAGGGGUCGAACAAGCCCCUCGUAUCCGAUCCAGACACGUUCUCUGCAGACUUGGCCAUGUACCGAGCCAAAACAAAAAAAGUGAAAAAG